GAGGCUCCCAGACGCGCUGGAGUUACUUGACAGGAGCCAGGGAAGCCGCGCGGACGCGGAGGAGCGCUCCGUGCCGGGAGGGCAGCUGGUCGACUCCGCGCUGCCUGGAGCGCUGGGGAGAGGACCUCGCGCAGCCCCUCUGCCCGGCUCCCAGCCGCUCUGCGUGUCGCCGCUCCGGGCGCGCGCCCCGCCCUCGCCAUGCUGCUGUCCCGGCUCUGCUGGCUGCCGCUGCUCGCGGGGCUGCUCCCGCCGGCGCCCGCGCAGAAGUUCUCGGCACUCACGUUCCUGCGUGUGGACCAGGACAAAGACAAAGACUGCAGCCUGGACUGCGGGGGCUCCUCCCAGAAGCCCCUCUGUGCGUCCGACGGCAGGACCUUCCUGUCCCGCUGCGAGUUCCAGCGCGCCAAGUGCAAGGACCCCCAGCUGGAGAUCGCGUACCGGGGAAACUGCCGAGACGUGUCCAGGUGUGUGGCCGAGAGGAAGUACACGCAGGAGCAGGCGCGGAAGGAGCUGCAGCAAGUGUUCAUUCCCGAGUGCAACGAGGACGGCACGUACAGCCAGGUCCAGUGCCACAGCUACACGGGCUACUGCUGGUGUGUCACGCCCAACGGGAGGCCCAUCAGCGGCACCGCCGUGGCCCACAAGACGCCCCGCUGCCCGGGUUCCGUCAGUGAGAAGCUGCCCCCCCGGGAAGGCACAGGAAGAACAGAUGAUGCCUCAGCCCCCGCGCUGGACACUCAGCCUCAAGGAGACGAAGAAGACAUCGCCUCGCGCUACCCCACGCUCUGGACCGAGCAGGUGAAGAGCCGGCAGAACAAGACCAACAAGCACGCAGCGUCCUCGUGCGACCAGGAGCAGCAGUCGGCCCUGGAGGAGGCCCGGCAGCCCAAGAACGACAACGUGGUGAUCCCCGAGUGCGCGCACGGCGGCCUCUACAAGCCGGUACAGUGCCACCCGUCCACGGGCUACUGCUGGUGCGUGCUGGUGGACACCGGCCGCCCCAUCCCCGGCACCUCUACCAGGUACAAGCAGCCGAAGUGUGACCACACGGCCAGGGCCCACCCGGCCAAGGCGCGGGACCUCUACCGGGGCCGCCAGCUGCAGGGCUGCCCUGGCGCCAAAAAGAAUGAGUUUCUGACGAGCGUCCUGGACGCGCUGUCCACCGACAUGGUCCACGCCGUCUCCGACCCCUCCUCCGCCGGCAGGGUGUCCGAGCCCGACCCCAGCCACACGCUGGAGGAGAGGGUGGUCCACUGGUACUUCAGGCUCCUGGACAAGAACUCCAGCGGGGACAUCGGCAAGAAGGAGAUCAAGCCCUUCAAGAGGCUCCUCCGGAAGAAGUCGAAGCCCAAGAAGUGCGUGAAGAAGUUCGUGGAGUACUGCGACGUGAGCAGCGACAAGGCCCUGUCCCUGCACGAGCUGAUGGGCUGCCUGGGCGUGGCGCGGGAGGAGGCCCGGGCCGGCGGCGGCGGCGGCAGGAAGCGGCACACCCCCAGAGGAAACGCGGAGAGCACCUCUAACAGACAGCCCAGGAACCAAGGAUGAGCGGCGGGCCGGCCGCGGCACCCCGGACGCGUGGGAGAAUCCCUCACCAAAACACAAUUAAAAAUCGGAAACAAAAACCCAUAGUACUUGCACUUUGUACCUUAAAUGUCAGUUCACGUAGUAGAAGCGAGGUUCUCAAAGAGACUGCUCUGAUCUGUGAAGAGGGCGGGGUUGGCGUCGUGGAUGCACCGCAGGCCACGUGUGGCCCCCUGGACCUCGGACAUCCGUGCUCUCCGGCCCUGCGUGUCCGCGUGGAGGGGGGUGGGUGGGGCCCCCAGGCUCCCGCCCCGUGGCUGCGUGCUGGCGCUCGCGCCCCUGCCGGCCGCUGCACGGAGCCCCACCGCCCUCGCAGCCUCCCUGCGUCCCGGCAGGUCUGCCGCCCGCCCCUGGCCUCCAGCGCAGUGACCACGUGCCCGGGCCACGCGUUCCUGGGACUCAGCCACUCGCUCUGCUGUCCCGAGGUCCCGUUCCCGCCGUGUUCGCAGCCCCAGCAGCUGCCGGCGACCAGGGGCCGGGGACAGUCCCCUGCUUUGCACUCCACGCCUGGGCACCCGCUGACCAGGCAGCAGAACCGGCGCUGGCCCCGCCGCCCGGGCCGCGGGAGGGCCCCGGCAGCCGGAAGAGCACGUGUGUUCAGGCUGUGACUCGGGCCGCCGCCUUUCCUCUCGUGCCCGGCCUCGGCCCCUCGGAGCCCUGGAAGGUGGACCUGUCACCCGGAUGACCCUGGACGGUCUCCUCAGAGAAGGCGCGGCCGGGACGAGCUCUGUCCUGGGGCCCUGCCGUCCCCUCCUCUGCCCUGCGGCCUCCGGGCCGUGAGAACGCCUCACGGGAAGGUCCUCUGGGCCUGGGGACCGGGGACGGGGGCGGCAGGUCAGGAACCGGACGCCCACCGUGUGAGCCACAGAGCCGGCCGGUGGCGGCCAGGGCCCAGUAUCAGCGCCGGCCGGCCGCCAGGGGGAGACCGUGGUGCCACGGCACCGGAGGGGGCGCGGGGAGCCACGUGCAGGGAAGCCCCUCCAGGCCCUCUGCCCCCCACCCGCCCCCGUGCGUGCCGUGUGCCGUGUGCCGCGGCCCCCAACUGUGCAGGGGGACAUGCUGUGCAGCUUCUUAUUUAAACGGCGAAGGACAAGCUGAAAUUUCGAGCCACAGACCAGCCCCAGUGCCCGUCGUCGUUGCUUAGGAAGCAGUUGCGGCCCCAAACCUACUGGGUCGUCUGUGUAUCUCUGAACCUUGAUUAAUCGUUUCUCUGCGAGUGAAAUAAAAUCUGCUAUCGAAACAGUC
This is a messenger RNA of Phyllostomus discolor (pale spear-nosed bat), 2826 nucleotides long. RefSeq names its product SPARC related modular calcium binding 2 (gene SMOC2). Gene Ontology annotation, cellular component: basement membrane. The coding region runs from base 199 to 1545 and encodes 448 amino acids. Lineage: Eukaryota; Metazoa; Chordata; Mammalia; Chiroptera; Phyllostomidae. Gene Ontology annotation, molecular function: extracellular matrix binding; calcium ion binding; protein binding. The transcript is spliced from 13 exons. The record is from RefSeq and is a predicted model, not a curated record. Gene Ontology annotation, biological process: extracellular matrix organization.